Messenger RNA from Effrenium voratum, 2004 nucleotides. The record is from the annotation of a GenBank genome assembly. NCBI's taxonomy places the organism in Eukaryota, Dinophyceae, Suessiales, Symbiodiniaceae.
ACAAAGAACACAGAAUCCGAUCAGAUCAAUGAGCUGGCAUGGCCGGAAUGCGCUUUGAGGUUCGAGUCGGCGCAGUCUUCCUCUGCUUGAGCCUUUCCAGAGCUGCAGAACAGGUAUGUCACGACACACCUGGAUGGACGAAUGGGUACAGUGCCUGCAACAACUAUGUGCCUGUCGAUCCAGAUUGUCACGAGCAGGGCGUUGUUUGCCAUUUCUAUGAGGCACACCCGGCCUUCUGCGCCAAGGGCCAGAACGAUCCGUGGAUGAACUGCUGCACCUGCGGCGGCGGCUCCACCUUCGAUGGGAAGCGUCCGACCACGUCGCCGCCACCAACAGUGGAUAUCCCCGUCUUCAACUGGCUGCCUGGUGUGAAGACGAUGGAGCAUGAGCUUGGCAAGCUGAAGCAGCAGAUGAAGCCCCUGGAGCAGGGCAUGCAUGAGGUCUACGCGGGUCUCCGGGAGCCCGACUUCAACGCGCCCCCGGAGCUGGAGGGCCACACUGAGGGGGAGGUGAACGUCGUGGUCCUGGGCCUCAUCUUUCUGGUGGUCAUUGCCACAUCGCUGGGCUACCUGCUGGAUGCGCAGUGGGCCGCCUCUGGUGCCGCACCUGGCCCGGCUGGCCGCUCGCCAGCGUGGGCCACUGCCAUGAUGGCAACAAGCUAUGUGUUGCUACUGCCAGGUUUGACUCAGGUGCUCUUUAGCUUCAACAUCGUGGUGAACGUGCUGGGGCACCGCAUCAACGUGCAGCCGGAGAAAGAUGAAAAGGCCUGCACUGAGACGGUGACGGGCCUGGUGCAGCUGCUGGAAAGGACAGGAUCCAGGACUGGGGCUGUGCUGAUCAUCCUCUAUGCCGUGGUGGUGCCGAUUGUUAAGCUGCUGCUACUGGCGCUGGGUGAGCUCUUCAGGCACUCCCGCGCUCGGUUCCUGGUGGCGCUCUCCCGAAUCUGCAUCAUCCUUGUGCAGAGCAUCUCGAAAUGGGCCUGCCCGGACAUGUUCGCCUACAUCCUGCUGGUGCAUUUGGUGCGGCUUUUGCACCAUGACCCCAUCAUUUUGACCGCCGCGCAGCUGGACGUGGGCUUCUCCUGCUUCAGCGUCUUUUGCGUUUGCUCCACGGUGUCGUCCUUGGGCAUCACUCUACCAGAGCUGCCUGGACUCAAACCCAGGACCUUUUGGCUGAGCAGACCGGUGAGCUUUUGGCUGGCCGCUGUACUGGCGGUUAUCUUUGUCCUCCUCUUCUUCGCGGGACUUUACAUGCCCUGCAUGGCCUUGAGGAUCGACGAGCGGCAGCUUUACCCGCCCAACGGCUCCGUGCCAUACUCUGCCAAACCGAUAGUGGAGUCCCUCGCUAUCCCGGACCUGCUCAAGACUGACAUCAGCAUCCUCUCCUGCACUGUGUGGCUUAUCCAGGAGAUCGGCAGCGGAGAGGCCAACAGCCUUUUUGCGCUGGUGAUGUUCGGCUUUUGCGUCAUGGUCCUGACGCUGGCGGAUGUGCUGCUUCUGCUUGCUGCUGCUCUAAGGUUGGCGAAGGACGACACGUCAGCUUCAACUUGCUCAUUUUACAGAUGGGCUAAGAUCUGCCGCAAGCUUGCCAUGCUGGAUGUGUCCAUCAUGGGGGUCUACGUCAUCACUUUUUGCAUGGGCAUCUACAAGAAGCAAGGCAUCGUGGUCUCCACCCGGCCAGGCCUCAUUGUCCUGAUCCUGGCAGAGGUGGCACAUACGCUCAUCUACUGGCUGGUUUCUGGCGCUAUGGAGGCUCAAGUCGCGCAGGAGGAGCAAACCUACGAGUACAAAAUGGCCAUGGCGGAGGAGGGCGAGGAAGUUGCCGCCGCAGAAGCACCGCAGAAGUUGGAGCUCUCCUGCGGCGGCUUGAAGAGGUUCUUUACCUGCUCCCGGCUAGGCUCGAGCUGUGCUGAGAAACCUGGCCUUCCAGUGACGUGACGGCUCCUGUGGCUCGGGCUCGUGGUAGCGGACUGGACUCUUCCGGGCUUGGUGCCCUUGUCGAUCG